UCAUUUGUCUGUCCGGUCGUAUCUCCUCUUCAUUGCCCGAUACUUGGCGAGUGAGAUGGUGGCCUCGAGCUCUCCCCGGUAGAAGCGCAGCCACGCCAGGGCCCUCUUGAGGUCCUCGGGCUGUUGGAGGUGCUGCCGCUGGCGGAUCCAUGUCUUGAUCUUGGCUAUCUCCUUCUCGCCGUCGCCUGGGUAGUCGUGUCGGGCGGUGUAGCACAUCUGCUUGAAGAUGGACAUCAGCCGCCGACGAAUCUCCGGGCAAUGAAGCAUCACCGAUGAAUCGAGGAGCGCAACUCAUUUUUUCUGCUUCUCUCCGCGUGCCGAUAUGAAGGCGACCCGUUCAUUCCG
This is a messenger RNA of Vitrella brassicaformis, 345 nucleotides long. The record is from the annotation of a GenBank genome assembly. Lineage: Eukaryota; Vitrellaceae.